UCGUCUGCUACUUCGACCGGAGCUAGUUCAUCUGAACAAGAAUAUCAAUGUAUUACCCCCACGGCACUGGAACCACACUGGAAUAAACUUCUACAGUACUGGAAAAAGUUUACCAGUUCAUUUCGAAGAAAAGGGUUUUCGAAUAUGAAUUUGAUAUUUUGUGGUCAGAAUGGGGAACGAGUCAAGAUUAAAUGUAGGCCUAGGCCCAGUGAUCAGAAUGAGGAACAAGUCAAGAGUCAAUUUAGGAGUGUAAAACCUACAAUCAUGGUCCUUUUGAAUAAAAAAAAAUACGAGGAAAUAGUGUUUCGGGUGGAUGAGAUCAACAAACGUACUCUGGGGCGACUGAUAAUUUCACUGUGUGGAAACGAAGGCGCCGAAGAAACUACUGAACAGACCGGACUAAGACGACUUCUGCAAGCAUUCAUCACCAAGAUAGAGGACAAACCCAUUACAGGUUUCAACAACAUUAAGCUUUCUCUAUAUGGCAAAGACUCCAUGUCUUUCCACAUCCUAGCUGGAAAGUCUCAUCACCCAAAACUAAUUGUGGGAUAUGUUGAUUCCAAAGGAGAUUUCCACAUAAAUGAGAAACAAACAAGUUAUUGUACGAUUUCGUAAUACCUUGUAUAA
Molecule: messenger RNA, 627 nt
Organism: Anneissia japonica
Lineage: Eukaryota; Metazoa; Echinodermata; Crinoidea; Comatulida; Comatulidae
Exons: 2
Coding region: 145-615 (156 amino acids)
Source: RefSeq, a predicted model, not a curated record